GCCGGACACAUCUAUGUGUUGUAGAACGUGUGUUAUGCUGGGAUUUUGAUGUUUUUCAACUGGUGAAGGUCAUUCCCUAUAGAAUAGUGUCCGCUUUUAUAAUUUUUGUAAUCGUAAUCGAGCACCUACAUGGAAGCGAUGGAUUGGUUGGAUGAAGAGGAGGAAAUGGUAGCUGUUAAUGCGGCAUUGCUUGUGCUGCAGUAUAAAUCCAGAGAGUACUGGAUUCAUCCAAUAAACGAACGUAGGCAUGAAUUUGGUAAAUAUCAUGUUCUGUGGCCUGAAAUCAGCAAUGACGAUAACAGGUGUAAAAUGUAUAUUAGGAUGACCAUGAAGGAAUUUGAAGUGCUUUACAAUUUACUAGAAACCAAAUUGAGAAAGCAAAACACAAAUUUUAGAGAAGCCAUAUCUCCAGAGGAAAGACUUUUAUUAUCUUUAAGAUAUUUGGCAACAGGAAUUUCUUGCAAAUCAUUGGGGUUUGAGUUUUGCACUGGAUUCAGUACAGUGGGAGAAAUUGUCAAGGAAUGUUGUGAGGCCAUAUGGAGAACACUGCAACCUAUUUACAUGCCCCAGCCUGACCAAAAGCAUUGGAAACAAAUAGCCAGACAGGUUCAAGAAAAUUGGCGGUUCCCACAUUGUAUCGGUGCCUUAGAUGGUAAACAUGUUCAAAUACAAUGUCCAAAUAACGCAGGGAGUGCUUAUUUUAAUUACAAAGGCACUCACUCCAUUGUUCUUCUUGCUUUAGUCGAUGCGAACUACAAGUUUACAUGGAUAGAUGUCGGUAAUUAUGGUAGAAACAGUGAUGGCGGCAUUUUUGAAACAUCGCUAUUAGGCCAAUGGUUCGCAAGCAAUAAAAUUGAUGUUUCCACAGAUAAACCACUAACGCCCACAGGACAGGUUGGGGAUGAAGCAUUUCCUCUGAAACGCUACUUGAUGCGACCUUUCAGUAGAAACAACUGAGCUGGUGAAGCAGAAAAAAUCUUUAAUUACCGGCUUUCGAGAGCACGCCGUUUUGUGAAAAAUGCUUUUGGCACCCUAACAGCGCGAUAUAGAAUUUUCAAAAAACCAAUCGAAACUAGCCCAGAACUUGCUGAUAAAAUUAUAAUGGCAGCAUGCUGC
Molecule: messenger RNA, 1116 nt
Organism: Anthonomus grandis grandis
Lineage: Eukaryota; Metazoa; Arthropoda; Insecta; Coleoptera; Curculionidae
Product: putative nuclease HARBI1
Exons: 2
Coding region: 130-957 (275 amino acids)
Source: RefSeq, a predicted model, not a curated record